Molecule: messenger RNA, 1845 nt
Organism: Cladocopium goreaui
Lineage: Eukaryota; Dinophyceae; Suessiales; Symbiodiniaceae
Source: the annotation of a GenBank genome assembly
AUGAAUGGCUAUGGCCCAUUGUUGCUGGAACACAGGCUGCAUGGUGUGGAUGGUAGCAUCAAGAAGGUAAAGCUUGUGAAUUUGCUUUCAUACAUCCAUGCAGCUUACAGGGCAGGAGGUGGAUUCCACACCUUGCUGAAGAAAACUCUGGCAAAACACAAUAGCCCACUUUCCUUGCUGGUCUAUGCAGAUGAGGUGACACCAGGAAAUGUCUUGGCCAAUGUGCCAACCAGGAAGAUGUGGUGCAUAUACAUAUCUAUAAAAGAGUUCUCUGUCCAUUUGCAGAAGGAAGCUGCAUGGAUGACAGUUGGGCUGAUCAGAAGUGACACUGUUGCUGCCUUGGAUGGCCACUUGAGCCAAAUUCUGUCUGCAUUGCUGGAAUCGAUAUUUUACAGCAGCUAUGGAAAUGUGCAAGAACUGGGUCUGCAAUUGCAGGAGCCACCAGGGCAUGCAACACUUGGCAAAAGACUCUUCUUGCAGCUGGGUUUUCUUAUUAUGGAUGGUCAAGCUGCCAAAUUUUCUUGGAGCACCAAAGGAGACAGUGGUAGCCGCUUUUGUCAGCAAUGUGCCAACAUUUUCCAACUUGCUGAUGACAAUGACAAUGAUGCAGAAGAUGGCUCCAUGUCAGAGAUUGCAAAGCACUGCAAAUUUGACCAACUGCAUUUGGUUUCUGACAAGGAAAUUUUCCAGAGCUGGGACAGGAUGAAAGAAAGACAUGGCAAUGUUUCCAAAAAAGAGUUCCAGCAGUGGGAGCAAGCAACUGGGAUUAGCUUCUCACCUCAUGCAUUGCUGGCCAACCCAACACUCAGGCCCAUCUUGAGGCCUACCAGGCAAAACUGUUGGGACUGGAUGCAUUGUUUAUUAUCCAAUGGUGUGAUGAACAUGGCUCUUUUCAAUGUGCUGGACAAGCUGGACCAAUGGGAUCUACUUUCUUCUUAUGUGCAGCACUUUCACUUGCCAAAAUCUUUGAGCAACAUUAAAUUGGGACCCUUGUUUCAGAGCAAAAGAUUGGCCAAGGACAGGAAGCACAAGAAAAUCAUUGCUACUGCCAGUGAACUUUUGACUUUGUGCAGCAUUGUUGCACACUAUAUGAGAGUGGUGUGUCUCCCAGCCAAUGCAUGCAAAGAAGGAGUAGAGGCCUUCUUGUCAAUCCUGUGCCUCAUGGACUUGCUUCAAGCCACUUGGCAUGGUACAGUGGUUCCCUUGCAACUUUUGGAAGCAGCAGAAAGCAGCUUGAAGCAGUGUGUUGACUUGGAUUGGAAGCUGAUCAAGAAGCACCAUUGGCUUCUGCACUUUCACCAAAUGCUGUCCAAGCACCAAUGUAUUCCCAAUACCUUUUGUAUGGAGAGAAAGAACAAGAUGCCAGGAAGAAUUGCAACAUUGAUUCAGAACUUGAGCAAUUUCGAAUGGUCUGUGUACUCUGAAGUUGUGACCCUUGAGAUGGAAAGGCUUUCAGACCCUGAUGUGUUUGCAAUUGAGCCAGGUUUGUUGCAAGCAAAGUCUUUGGCUAGGAGAUUGGUUCCUUUGGCUGCAGAGAUUUGGUACAGCUGGAAUGAUGCCAGCAGCAGCAACCAUGCCAGAAUCAAGCAUGGCCUUUCUUCCCAAGGUGAUUUGGUAUACUUGACAAGUCAUGAUGGCAACAAGUUUGACUGUGGGCAAGUUCUUUGCUUUCUCACCAACAAUCAUGGAGAUGAUGUGGCUGUGAUGAAUUUGCUGCAUUUGACAAAGUUGGCUGAGACUUUUGCUGAAUGGGAAGACAGAAAGAGCCAUGUGGUGGUUCCCUUGGAAGAACUGCUGGUUGCAGAGGAUAAGACCGAACUGACCAGCGUGGGCUUGGGAUGGCCG